AUGACGGCCGGGGUCGCCACGCGAAGGAAGUCAAAGUCGAGACGCAGCUGGGCGAAGAUCGAGAAUGAGACGCAGGUGUCAGACUUCACAGAUAUUGGCGACUGGCCAACACUAGGCGCGGCAACCGGUGCCGCUCGCUGUCACUCGACGCCGCCGCCACAUGAUGCGGACUCCUUGCAUCAUAACGGCAAUGCGGACCAAGAGAGGAAACCCCUCGAGGAGCACCAUGGGAAGGCGGAUAAAGUGGAGCCAACGCAUAAUCAUCAAGGGCAUAAUGAUAAACAUAAUGAGAAGCAGGGAGAUAAAAACAAGUCUGCAGGUGCAGGCAAGGGCGGCAGCAAAUCCGGGAAACACAAAUGGGUGCCGCUCGACAUCGACGUGAAAGCAGCAAGACCCGGAAAGCAUGGACCGCCGCAUGCAGCGAGGCUUGAUAACGAUACGGUGUCGCUGAACGGCGAGGAAGGGCGAGGGGUUCGCGCGGGUGCGGGCGGGCGCGGGCGGGGUGCAGCGCGCGCUCGUGGCGGCCGGCGGCCCGCGCCGCGCCCCGCGUCCGCCGCGCCGCCGCUCCAUCACCACGCGCUCUACCACCACGAUUUCGCGCACCACGACCUGCCACAGCUGCGCGUGGCUCAGGGCGUGGGCGUGGGCGUGCAGGGCCUCAUGCUGCAUUACGGCGCGCUGCACGUGGCCGCGCUGCCGCAGCCGUACUACUACGGCGCGCCGCCCUACGGACUGGGCCUCGACCACGCCACGCUCAAGGACCUCAUCAAGAAGCAGAUCGAGUACUACUUCAGCGCGGACAACCUGGCGCGCGAUUUCUUCCUGCGCCGCAAGAUGGCGGCCGACGGCACCAUUCCGGUGACGUUGAUCGCGUCCUUCCACCGCGUGCGAGCUCUCACCGCGGACGUACAGCUCGUGCUCGACGCCAUACGGGACUCCGACAAGCUGCAGCUCAUCAACGGCUUCAAGGUCCGAACAGCUAUCGAACCUACGAAAUGGCCAAUAUUGGAUAUCACAUCGGGGACCAUCUCCGAUGAGGCUGAUAAAAACGAAAAGACAUAUAAACUAGAGAAAAACGAAAAAACUGACAAACCGACUGAAGAUAAAGGCAUCAAGGAUAAGAGCAAAGAACCUUCCACGAAUACAGCAGAUAAAUCAAAACCGGAUGAGCCAAAAAAUGAUGCAGAAGUAGCGAAGAACAAAACUGAAGAAGUGAAAGAAGAGAUCAGUAAAAAGAAAGUAGAGAAGAUGGAAGAAGCACCGAGUAUAGAAAAGAAGGAGAAUGAAAAAGAAACUCGAUAUAAGAAAGAAGAUGAAAGUCCUAAAGAAACAUCCGUUAAGACUGAGACGGCGCCUGUAGUGAACGCUAGUGAACAGAAGCCCAUUGAGGUGAAAGAAGAGGAGAAAAAAGAAGUGAAAACACAAGAGUCUGAAGAGAAAGAGAAGAGAACGACCGAGUCCAAUGAAGAUCCUCCGCUACAAUCCGAGAACACUGAAGAGAAACCAGGAGAGAAAAAACGCAAGAAGCAGAUGGUGGGGAUAUUCCCUUUAGCUACGAUGGGAGGCCCGCUCGUAGCCCCGGUGUCAGGCCUUCUGCGAGCUGUUCCUCCUCCACCAUUACCCAGAAUGUUCCGGACUGCACGAACAGCGGCCCGUGAUCCGCUCAACCCCGAUGUGCCCGAGUUUGUGCCGCAAGCGAGACGCUCCGAAGACGUAACAAAUGACCAGUCAGAGCAGCAAGAAGGGAAGCAAGGCUUAGGCAGCGGGAGCCCAUCUUCAGAGAGAAGCAGUUCAGAUAUUUGGACAGAGGUGAAAAGACGCACAAAAGCGGGUUCCCGUGAGAGGACGUCCACAACAACCACCACCGCAACACAACCUCCGGAAGAGGAACCACGUGAAGAGCUACACUUCCAAUUAGAUGAGGAACUGGAUUUACCUCCUCCGAGGCAAAACACUUUCACUGAUGCUUGGUCGGACGAGGAGUCGGACUUUGAGUUCACGGACCGCGACGUGGGGCGGCUGCUGAUCGUGACGCAGACGGGCGUGCGCGCGCCCAAGCACGACGGACACGACCGCCAGGGCGACUGGACCACGCGCACCAAGAUCACGCAGGACCUCGAGCAGGUGAUCACGGAUGGACUGAAGCGCUACGAAGAGGACUUGUGGAAUGAUUCGGAGUACACAUCGACGUGCGGCAGCGGCAGCCAGUACCGCACGGUGUCAGUGAUCAGCCGCUCGCAGUUCGAGGCGACGCAGCCCAGCGAGCGGCACGCCAACCCCGCCGAGCCGCCGCCCCCGCCGCCCAGACCCCAACAGAUGGAACAGUCCAACGAGCAGCCGGAGAAGAAACGUCCCCGACGAACGGCGCGCUUCUAUGCAGCCAGCAAGGACCCACACGCCACUGAUGUUAUAAGCAGCCGCAAGCACAAGACGCGCCACAGCCUCAACCCGCCCGUGGAGCAUCACGUCGGCUGGAUCAUGGACAUCCGCGAGCAUCGCGCCCGGACUCACAGCACUGGCUCCUCAUUGGGAACGUCUCCAACACUGGGCUCUUCGUGCGGUUCCGUACCACAAUCCUUGCCAGCAUUUCACCAUCCGAGCCACGGUCUGCUGAGAGAGAAUCAUUUCACCCAGCAGGCCUAUCACAAAUAUCACUCGCGUUGUUUGAAAGAACGCAAGAAGCUUGGCAUCGGCCAGUCACAGGAGAUGAACACGCUGUUCCGAUUCUGGUCGUUCUUCCUCCGGGACCACUUCAACAGGACCAUGUACAACGAGUUCAGGACGCUGGCGAAUGAGGACGCGGCCGCUGGGUUCCGCUACGGGCUGGAGUGCUUGUUCCGCUUCUAUUCGUACGGACUCGAGCGCAAGUUCCGACCGGAGCUCUACCAGCACUUCCAGCAGGAAACCAUCGCUGAUUACGAGAAUGGUCAGCUGUAUGGGCUGGAGAAGUUCUGGGCCUUCCUCAAAUAUUACAAGCACGCGUCUGAACUGCAAGUAGAGCCCAAGCUAAAGGGAUACCUCGAAAAGUUUAAAAGCAUCGAGGACUUCAGAGUGCUGGAGCCGCAGCUGAACGAGCUGUUGGCCGGGCGCGGGGCUCCGGCGACGGCGCGUGGCCCGCACGCGCGCGCGUACGACCGCACGCGCUCCGUGUCCGAGAGCGACCGCGCGCACCAACACCAUCCGCAGCCCUUCAGUCAACAUUGCAGCCGGGGCAGUACUGCCGGUGCGGCUCCCAGCCGUGGGCGAGCUGGUUCUUGCGGAUCGCAGAGCGUCGUCGCUGGAGCCAGACCUAGACCCACACAGAAGUCCAAACCGGAGACCGUACCUAACGAACUGAAAGCGCCAGUUGCAGCCAAAACGCAGUGA
Messenger RNA from Parnassius apollo (apollo), 3366 nucleotides. Lineage: Eukaryota; Metazoa; Arthropoda; Insecta; Lepidoptera; Papilionidae. The record is from the annotation of a GenBank genome assembly.